UAUUGUACCUUCGUUCUGUCAUUUCGUUUCUCUCUUCGGAGCCGGCUCUCGGCAGAAACAAAAGCGAACUCAAAAAAGGGCAAAAAAAAAAAAAAAAAACAAGCAAGAAAAUCAAAUCGAUUCAAAGACGAAGACGGAGAAGCUUAAACGAUUCGUUUUGGCGGAGACGAGAAGAGAUCAGAGUCGGCCUGAGUGAAAAAUGUCGGAAGAAGAGAAGCUUUUGAAAGAGGCGAAGAAACUGCCGUGGGAGGAUCGGUUGUUACACAAGAAUUGGAAGGUUCGGAACGACGCCAACAUUGAUUUGGCUACGCUUUGCGACUCCAUUACUGAUCCUAAGGACGCGCGUUUAAGAGAAUUCGGUCCGUUGUUUAGGAAGACGGUGGCGGAUUCUAAUGCGCCUGUGCAAGAGAAGGCGCUUGAUGCGUUGAUUGCCUUUUUAAAAGCUGCGGAUGCAGAUGCCGGCAGGUACGCGAAAGAAGUUUGUGAUGCAAUUGUAGCAAAAUGCUUGACGGGGAGGCCAAAAACAGUUGAGAAAGCUCAAGCAGCUUUUAUGCUUUGGGUUGAAUUGGAGGCCGUGGAUGUUUUUCUUGAUUCGAUGGAGAAAGCAAUAAAGAACAAGGUUGCAAAAGCAGUUGUGCCUGCUAUAGAUGUCAUGUUUCAAGCCCUAAGUGAAUUUGGAUCUAAAAUUGUACCUCCGAAAAGAAUUUUGAAGAUGCUUCCUGAACUCUUUGACCAUCAAGAUCAAAAUGUACGUGCAUGCUCUAAAGGGCUGACUCUUGAACUUUGUCGUUGGAUUGGAAAAGACCCGGUGAAAUCAAUAUUAUUCGAGAAAAUGAGGGAUACAAUGAAAAAAGAGCUGGAGGCUGAGCUUGGAAAUGUUGCGGGGAUAGCUAAGCCAACUCGGAAGAUUAGAUCUGAACAAGAUAAGGAGCCAGAGCAGGAGACUCUGUCUGAAAAUGUUGGUCCUGGUGCUUCUGAAGAGUGUGCAGCUGAGGCUCCUCAGGAAAUAGAUGAAUAUGAACUCAUUGAUCCUGUUGACAUAUUGACACCUUUAGAGAAAUCUGGUUUUUGGGAAGGAGUGAAAGCUACCAAGUGGUCAGAACGGAAAGAGGCUGUUGCAGAGCUAACCAAGCUUUCUUCAACCAAAAAGAUAACCCCUGGUGAUUUUUCAGAAGUUUUCCGGACAUUGAAGAAGCUUAUAACAGAUGUGAAUAUUGCUGUUGCAGUUGAAGCCAUUCAAGCGAUUGGUAAUCUUGCCUGUGGUCUUAGAACCCAUUUUUCUGCUGGUUCACGCUUUCUUUUGCCAGUUUUACUUGAAAAAUUGAAAGAGAAAAAACCUGCACUGUCUGAGGCACUGACACAAACUCUUCAGGCAAUGCACAAGGCUGGGUGCUUAAAUCUUGUUGAUAUUGUGGAAGAUGUUAAGACAGCUGUGAAAAAUAAAGUUCCUCUUGUGCGCUCAAUGACUUUGAAUUGGGUAACAGUUUGCAUUGAAACAAGUAGCAAAGCUACUAUUCUUAAAGCGCAUAAGGACUAUGUUCCGAUUUGCAUGGAGUGCCUUAAUGAUGGGACCCCAGAGGUCAGGGAUGCUGCCUUUUCAGCUUUAGCUGCGAUAGCAAAGUCUGUUGGCAUGAGGCCUUUGGAGAGGUCUCUUGAGAAACUUGAUGAUGUUAGAAGGAAAAAACUUUCUGAAAUGAUUUCGAGCUCUGAAGGUGGUGUCUCCGCUUGUUCAAGUUCAGUGGGGGCUAGGGUUCCUACUUCUGGUGGAAGCAUGCCAUCAAUGGAGAAUUCAGAAAGUUCAUUUGUUAGAAAGUCAGCAGCAAGCAUGCUUAGUGGGAAGAGGCCCAUUCCAGCAGCAGCUGCCACCAAAAAAGGAGGUCCAGUUAAAUCUGGUGCCAACAAGAAGGCAGAUGGAGCUGUACGGCAAGAAACUAAAAAAUUGGUUGAGGCUCCUGAAGAUGUUGAGCCAGCAGAGAUGAGUCUUGAAGAGAUUGAAAGCAGAGUAGGCUCUCUUAUUCAGGGAGAUACGGUUGGUCAAUUAAAGAGUGCUGUGUGGAAAGAACGCCUUGAAGCAAUAACAUCUUUAAAGCAACAAGUUGAGGCACUGGAAAACCUGGACCAGUCAGUAGAGAUUUUGGUCCGUUUGCUUUGUGCUCUUCCUGGUUGGAGUGAGAAAAAUGUUCAGGUUCAGCAGCAGGUUAUUGAAGUUAUCACUCACCUAGCUUCUACUGCAGCUAAAUUCCCAAAGAAAUGUGUAGUCCUUUGCCUUUUAGGUAUAAGUGAACGUGUGGCAGAUAUCAAGACCCGUUCUCAUGCCAUGAAGUGCCUUACUGCUUUCUCUGAAGCAGUUGGUCCAGGAUUUAUUUUUGAAAGACUUUACAAGAUCAUGAAAGAGCACAAGAAUCCUAAGGUUCUUAGUGAGGGAAUACUAUGGAUGGUUUCAGCAGUUGAGGACUUUGGUGUAUCACAUUUAAAACUUAAGGAUUUAAUUGAUUUUUGUAAAGAUAUCGGACUUCAGUCCAGUGCAGCAGCAACUAGAAAUGCUACUAUUAAGUUAUUGGGUGUUGUACAUAAGUUUGUUGGUCCAGACAUUAAAGGGUUUCUCACAGAUGUCAAACCUGCACUGCUUAGUGCGCUUGACACUGAAUAUGAGAAAAAUCCAUUUGAGGGCGCUGCUGCAGUUCCUAAGAAAACUGUUAGGGCAUCAGAUUCCUCGUUAUCUGUGUCUGGUGGUGGGCUAGAUAGCCUGCCACGUGAAGAUAUCAGUGGGAAGAUCACACCUACGCUGCUGAAGAGCUUGGAGAGCUCUGAUUGGAAGGUUCGUUUGGAGUCUAUUGAAGCUGUUAAUAAAAUCCUUGAAGAGGCAAAUAAGCGCAUUCAACCGACUGGAACUGGGGAAUUAUUUGGUGCUCUUAGAGGACGUCUAUAUGACAGCAAUAAAAAUUUGGUUAUGGCAACUUUGACUACUCUUGGUGCUGUUGCUUCUGCAAUGGGGCCACCUGUUGAGAAGUCAAGCAAGGGCAUUUUAUCAGAAAUUUUGAAAUGUCUCACUGACAAUAAGAAGCAUAUGAGAGAAUGUACUUUGGCUACUUUAGACUCUUGGCUUGCUGCUGUUCAUCUGGAUAAAAUGGUUCCAUAUAUUAUAGCAAUUUUGACAGAUGCAAAGAUUGGUGCGGAAGGGCGUAGGGAUCUUUUUGAUUGGCUGUCAAGGCAACUCACUGGACUAACUGAUUUUUCAGAUGCUGUACAUCUGCUGAGACCAGCUAGCUCUGCCAUGGUGGAUAAAUCAUCAGAUGUUCGAAAGGCAGCAGAAACAUGCAUUGUUGAAAUCAUCAGAGUUAGCGGACAGGAAACAAUUGAAAAGCAUCUGAAAGAUUUGCAUGGGCCAGCUUUAGCCCUUGUUGUUGAAAGAUUGAAACUGCCUGGGGGAUCUCAUGGUGUGUAUGAUAACCUAGUUUUUGUGAAUUUCCCUGUGUUUUUUUAUAUUUUUUACUUUGUAUGCUAUUUUAUGUUGCUUGCUAUAUCUCUUGAAUCUGCAAAAUCAAUUUCAGUGGGGCCUACAUCCAAAGGCAGCACAAAGGUUGCAAAAUCUACUUCUAAUGGUUUGUUGAAGCACGGAGGCAGGACUAUAUCUGCGAGGACCAUUCCAGCAAAGGGUGCAAGGCCAGAUGCAGUUAUGUCUGUUCAAGAUAUAGCUGUUCAAUCACAGGCUUUGUUAAAUGUCAAGGAUUCAAAUAAGGAUGAAAGGGAGAGAAUAGUUGUUCGCAAAUUUAAGUUUGAAGAGCCACGGGUAGAACAGAUCCAAGAUCUUGAGAAUGAUAUGAUGAGAUAUUUCAGAGAGGAUUUGCAGAGGCGUUUACUAAGCACAGAUUUUAAGAAGCAAGUUGAUGGGCUUGAGAUGCUGCAGAAGGCACUCCCAUCGAUACGAAAGGAAGUUAUGGAAGUUCUGGAUAUACUUUUGAGGUGGUUUGUUUUGCAGUUCUGUAAAUCUAACACAACAUGCUUGCUGAAGGUGCUGGAAUUUCUUCCUGAGCUUUUUGAUGCAUUAAGGGAGGAAGCCUAUUCUUUGACUGAAUCAGAAGCAGCUAUAUUUGUUCCAUGUUUGAUAGAAAAGUCAGGGCAUAACAUUGAGAAAGUGCGAGAAAAAAUGCGGGAAUUGACAAAACAAAUAGUCAGUUUUUAUUCUGCCACUAAAACACUUCCUUACGUUUUGGAGGGUUUGCGUUCUAAAAAUAACCGUACUCGGAUAGAGUGUGUUGAUCUUGUUGGAUUCUUGAUGGAUCAUCACGGGGCUGAGAUCAGUGGACAAUUAAAAUCUUUGCAAAUUGUCGCAAGCUUGACAGCAGAACGUGAUGGUGAAAUUAGAAAAGCUGCUCUAAAUACAUUAGCUACUGGUUACAAGAUUUUAGGUGAGGACAUAUGGAGAUAUGUUGGCAAGCUUACAGAUGCUCAAAAAGGCAUGUUAGAUGAUAGAUUUAAGUGGAAGGUCCGGGAGAUGGAAAAAAGAAAGGAAGGAAAGCCUGGAGAAGCAAGAGCAGCUUUAAGACGAUCUGUCAGGGAAAAUGGGUCUGAAGUCGCAGAGCAGAGUGGGGAAGUGUCACAAUCUGUUUCUGGACCUGCAUUUAUGAGGAAAAUCUAUAGCCAUUCCGAGCUUCAUGUGGAGAGACAUUUAGUGCCACGUACACUAGCUGGUGGUAAUGGUCCCACAGACUGGAAUGAAGCCCUGGAUAUUAUUUCCUUUGGUUCACCAGAGCAGUCUGUUGAAGGGAUGAAAGUUGUAUGCCAUGAAUUGGCACAAGCAACUAGUGAUCCAGAAGGUAGUGCAAUGGAUGAACUUGUGAAGGAUUCAGAUAAACUUGUUUCAUGCUUAGCAAAUAAGGUAGCCAAGACUUUUGACUUCAGUCUGACAGGGGCAUCAUCAAGGUCUUGUAAAUAUGUUCUUAACACACUUAUGCAGACAUUUCAAAAUAAAAGGCUUGCUCAUGCUAUCCAGGAGAGUACUCUUGACAUUCUAAUAACUGAGCUUCUGCUUUGGCUUUUGGAUGAAAGGGUUCCUCACAUGGAUGAUGGCAGUCAACUUUUGAAAGCUCUAAAUGUGUUGAUGCUUAAGAUUCUGGACAAUGCUGAUCGAACGUCGUCCUUUGUUGUUCUUAUUAAUCUCUUGCGUCCUUUAGAUCCCUCAAGGUGGCCUUCACCUGCAACUAAUGAGUCCUUUGCUGCUAGAAAUCAGAGGUUCUCUGAUCUCGUUGUAAAAUGCCUCAUCAAACUGACGAAGGUUCUUCAAAGUACUAUAUAUGAAGUGGAUCUUGACCGCAUUCUUCAAAGCAUUCAUGUAUAUUUGCAAGAAUUGGGAAUGGAAGAAAUUAGGAGAAGAGCUGGAGCUGAUGAUAAACCAUUGCGUAUGGUGAAAACUGUUCUACAUGAACUUGUGAAGCUCCGAGGAGCUGCAAUCAAGGGUCAUUUAUCAAUGGUUCCAAUAGACAUGAAACCUCAGCCAAUUAUUCUUGCCUAUAUUGAUCUAAAUCUUGAGACUUUAGCUGCGGCAAGAAUGUUGACAGCAACUGGCCCUGUGGGUCAAACUCAUUGGGGUGAUUCAGCUGCCAACAAUUCAUCUGCUGCUACAAAUUCUGCUGAUGCACAGUUGAAGCAAGAACUUGCUGCAAUAUUCAAGAAAAUUGGCGACAAGCAGACUUGCACUAUUGGCCUCUAUGAACUAUAUCGCAUCACUCAGUUAUACCCCAAAGUUGAUAUAUUUGCUCAGCUUCAAAAUGCUAGCGAGGCAUUCCGCACAUACAUCAGAGAUGGUUUAGCACAGAUGGAGAAGAAUGCAGCUGCAGGGAGGACUCCUUCAAGUUUGCCAAUGUCAACCCCGCCUCCAUCAUCAUUAAGUGGUUCAUCACCGGAAUUUGCACCUCUAUCUCCUGUACAUACAAAUGCAUUAAAUGAUGCAAAAUCAAUGAAUGUAAAAUCUGAGCCAACAAGCUUUAAUUUACCACCUUCAUAUACUGAAGAUAAUCGAAUUAAUAAUGUCAUUGCCUCGAAAGGUCUUGCCUCCGAGAAUCCUUUGGGUGAUCAACGAAAUGAGAGAUAUGGAGCUGCAGUAACCACUGGGACAUUAGAUGCCAUUAGAGAAAGGAUGAAGAGCAUGCAAUUGGCAGCAGCUGCUGGGAACCCUGAAGCUGGAACCAAGCCUUUAAUAAACAUUAACGACAAUUUAAAUCAUGGACUCGCUAGUCUGAAUCGGUCAUCUGACCACCCUGGUGCUGAGAAUGCUGUACAGGGUGCAGUUCUCCCCAUGGACGAGAAGGCGUUAUCUGGACUUCAAGCCCGCAUGGAGAGACUUAAAAGUGGAACGAUGGAACACCUUUAGAAUUUUUUCAGCAAUGUGGGGAGCUACUGCUCCAAUUUCUUUUACGAUCCCUGCCAUAGGAUGCCAUUUUUGUAAAUGGAAAGGGAGAUUGAAAUGGUAGUGCAGCUGCCACUGUAAUGUACAUCUUGCAUUCAUUUUAUACUGCAAAUGAUCACAGGAUUAUGUAAUUUUUUUUAGCCUUGUGCCCAAGUUUUGGUGGUGAAGUAGCACGGCGGACUGCCUCUGGACUGUUUUUUCUGUGUAGGGCAUUUGAUUGUGCUAUAAUUUAGUGUUUGUAUAUUGUAAUGAAAGCCUUGUUAUAUUUUAGCUAGUGACUAAAUACAAUGUAUACAUUUUAGUACA
Messenger RNA from Mangifera indica (mango), 6712 nucleotides. RefSeq names its product protein MOR1. Gene Ontology annotation, molecular function: ubiquitin binding; microtubule plus-end binding; microtubule plus end polymerase activity. Gene Ontology annotation, cellular component: centrosome; microtubule plus-end; spindle pole. Gene Ontology annotation, biological process: microtubule polymerization; mitotic spindle organization; establishment or maintenance of microtubule cytoskeleton polarity. The coding region runs from base 200 to 6370 and encodes 2056 amino acids. Lineage: Eukaryota; Viridiplantae; Streptophyta; Magnoliopsida; Sapindales; Anacardiaceae. The record is from RefSeq and is a predicted model, not a curated record. The transcript is spliced from 52 exons.